AGUAUCUAAAAUUAUUCCUUUUUCGAACCAAGUGAAACUUGUUUUGCUUCUGAUUAGCUAGUGUUUUACGCGCAUACACUUACUAUUUUUUUUUUGAAAAAAAACAUGGGCCAAAAUCACUCACGUUCUAUUAACAAUAAUAAAAGGCGUCGUUCACUCAUAAAAGUUAGAGAUUUGAUUAUUUCUGAAAAAUAUGAGAGUAAUGAAAAUAAAGCUGAUAUCGCAGAACAAUAUUUAACCGGAGAAUGUCAUGACGAUGACCCAAGCACAGCAUUGAAGGAAGAAUAUCUUAACAAGUUUUCUGAUAAGUUAAACUCUGAUCCAAAAAAUCGACUAGCAUUGAAUGCUAUUUCUGGCGAUGACAUGUCAAAAAUUUUGUUAAAUCGUGAGACCAUCAUAGAUGACCUUCACGUAUAUUCCGAACAAAUUGAAUUGGAAGGCAAAGCUACUAAUCAAAAAUCUUCUGGACGUUGUUGGUUAUUUGCUGCCACUAAUGUUUUGCGUUUGAUUAUUAUGAAAAAAUAUAAGUUAGAUGACUUCGAAUUAUCACAACCUUUCUUAUUUUUUUAUGACAAAUUGGAAAAGGCUAAUUAUUUCCUUGAAAAUAUGAUUGAACUAGUUAACGAGGAUGUCGAUUCUCGUUUGAUUCAAUACUUAAUUAAGUCACCAGUUGAAGAUGGAGGCCAAUGGGACAUGGUCAUUAAUCUUUUGGAAAAAUAUGGUGUUGUCCCUAAAUCUGUUUUCCCUGAAAGUUAUAAUUCUUCUAAUUCUGCUAGACUUAAUUGGUUAGUGGCAACUAAAUUACGUGAAUUUGCAUUUCAAUUACGUGAAUUAAAUGCCUCUGGAAAGGAUGUAAAUACUUUAAGAAAUGCAAAAAUUAUGAUGAUGGAAGAGAUUUACAGAAUUAUUGCUAUUUCGCUUGGUGAACCACCCAAAGAAUUUGAUUGGACUUUUAGAGAUGGAAAUGGCAAAUAUCAUAGCCAUAAAGGUUUAACUUCAAAGAGUUUUUAUCAAGAUUUUAUUGGAUAUAAGGCAACUGAGACUUAUUCGCUCGUAAAUGAUCCUCGUAAUGAAUAUCUUCGUCUUUAUACUGUUAAAUAUCUUGGUAACAUUCAAGGAGGCCUUCCGAUUCGCUAUGUGAAUAUUUCAAUGGAUGUUAUGAAACGUCUUUCAAUUGACACAUUACGUUCUGGAAAGCCAGUAUGGUUUGGUUCAGAUUCUGGAAAAGGAAUUCAUGUACCUUCAGGAAUUUUUGAUAAUAGAAUUAUUGAUUAUGAAUUAGGUUUUAAUAUUAAAUUUGAAUUGACUAAGGCAAAAAGAUUACAAUAUGCACAAAGUGCAAUGACUCAUGCUAUGGUCUUAACUGGUGUUCAUCUUGACAAUGAUAAACCUGUUCGUUGGAGAGUUGAAAAUUCUUGGGGAGAUUCUCGUGGAGAUAAAGGUUAUUUUGUAAUGUCUGACGAUUGGUUUAGUGAUUGGGUUUAUCAAAUAGUUUUGGAAAAGAAUGAUACACCCAAAGAGUUAGUUGAUGUAUUAGAUCAAAGCCCUAUAGUAUUACCUGCUUGGGAUCCUAUGGGUGCUCUUGCCAUGUAAUUUAAUAUAAUGUGUACAAAAACAUGUUACACUAUAGUAUAUAACUUAGAAUAUUUCUUUAUGUAUUUAAGAAUAUAUUAUUUAUGUAAGUUUAUAAUUUAAAUAAAGAUACCAGGUAAUUUA
Messenger RNA from Rhizophagus irregularis DAOM 181602=DAOM 197198, 1716 nucleotides. RefSeq lists its product as uncharacterized. Gene Ontology annotation, molecular function: cysteine-type aminopeptidase activity. NCBI's taxonomy places the organism in Eukaryota, Fungi, Glomeromycota, Glomeromycetes, Glomerales, Glomeraceae. The record is from RefSeq and is a predicted model, not a curated record. Gene Ontology annotation, cellular component: cytoplasm. Gene Ontology annotation, biological process: response to toxic substance; proteolysis; L-homocysteine catabolic process.